Fusarium keratoplasticum is the source of this 3045-nucleotide messenger RNA. RefSeq lists its product as uncharacterized. The record is from RefSeq and is a predicted model, not a curated record. Gene Ontology annotation, molecular function: protein binding. Lineage: Eukaryota; Fungi; Ascomycota; Sordariomycetes; Hypocreales; Nectriaceae. The coding region runs from base 1 to 3045 and encodes 1014 amino acids. The transcript has 2 exons. Gene Ontology annotation, biological process: TOR signaling; regulation of actin cytoskeleton organization. Gene Ontology annotation, cellular component: TORC1 complex; TORC2 complex.
AUGAGUUUCGGGCUGACAGCGACUGUUGCCAGGCCAUUCAACGACGGUGGCGGCCGUCCGCCUGUGGUGCCGCUCCCGCUGUUAACCACUAUUCCGCCGCCCCGCGACGAACCACCCCAAAAGCGCCGUCGCGUCGAUCACAGCGAGACGCGUUGGAGACCCGUCAAGGACUGUCUAAACCAACAAGUCGUACCGCACGUCAGCAGAGCCAUCGGGACACUGUCAGCGAGUGUUUACCGCGUCAAUGACAUUGCCAUAGGGACGCUCACCGAACUCACCGGGAGCAACUUCUUUCGCACGCGAUGGGACGAGACGGGCGGUUAUCUUCUUCCGCAGGAUGAGGCAUGGCUGGGGGCGCAGGCGCGCGAGUGCGUCAAGAGGCUCGCGGCAACGGGGGUAGGCGUGACAAAGGAUGAGCCUACAGAGAGGGUGGCUAACAAGCUGAAGGAAUACCACCAUCAACCUACACUUUCGAAUACAAAACCAGCAACAAUAAUCACCGCAAUACCGAAGCCUCUUGCUGUGCCUACACCCCCUACGAAACCCUCAACACCAUUUGAGAACCUCAAACCGCCACCCUACAAGCCCCGAGAGCGGCGCGAACCAAAACCCAAGAACCGAUUCUACCAACUGGACGCACGCCCAUAUCGAACAGCAUCAGAUCGCAAGGCCAUCGAGGAGGGGGCAAAGAAACCGGUGAAGCUCAACAGAACUGUCGUCUCACAACCCACCGCCUACCAUGUCGACUUCACCGCCAAAGAGGUUACCGAAAUCGCCAAAUGUCUUUCAGCGUACGAAACAAUACCCGUCCCGGCGACAUACAAAGCGCUCGCGCAACGAUGUAUGAAAUAUAACAUCCCAACAUUGGUCGGAAACAGCAUCGAGGGGAGAUCUAUCGAGGACAUUCGCAACUUCUGCUCGGACUUGCUGGCGGGACAGGCAACAUCCCCUAACGACCUCCGAGUGUUAUCAUUAAGUGAAGGACCCAGCAAACAACAGGCACAAACAAAGCGGACCGGCCAGGUUUCUUCACUGCUCCUAGCGCGCGAGUUGCACGGAAACAAAGGCUUUCACCGAACGAGAAGAUACGUCAACUUUCAGAACGAGUUCAAGACAUUACGCGAGGACGAAUUCGAGGUGGUGGCUGAGUUUACCAACUGUGCGGGCGAUAUCACAACUGGCGCAUGGGUUUCCAACAACAGCUUCCUCUGCGGAACCACGGCGCAUUCCGAUACACACAACCAGCAAUACAACAAGCCAGGCAACCUGCUCCUCUGUUCUACGAGCAAGGGCACAUUGCGCGCCUUUCCCGACCACCGAAUACCGCGGCCACAUGUGGAAAAGGGAGAGAACUCGACAGAGGCAAUGCGCCGAAGUCAGGACCCAUGGCUAUACUCGUCGGUCGUGUCGUCGGAUUAUGACCAGCUUAAUGACCUGGCAUACACUUCGAGCUUUGACAAGACGGUCAAGGUGUGGAAAGUUGACCCGAAUGGCGAGGAUAUGGAGGCCAUCGCAACGUGGCAGCACACUGGUAACGUCAACUUUGUAGCUGCCGCAAAAGAUGGAUCCGGCCGCGUAGCCACAGCCGCAGACUCGCCCACGGAUGCUGUGCGAGUUUACACCGUCAACAAGAACAACAUUGCCGACAGCCCUUACCAGACCUUUUCUUGCUCACGAACUGACGCUGAUGGCUCCGAUAAGUGGGCUUACUUUCCAGCGACCAUGCAAUGGGGACGAGCACCAGGGACACAGCAUUUGCUUCUAGUUGGAUAUUCCCCUCGUAGCCGCAGUGGCGACGAUCAUGACAUUCCCGAAGAGAAGAGAAACUCUGGAGAGAUUACACUAUGGAAUGCCGAGGAAGGUCGCCGGAUCCCUGUCAUGACAGCCUCGACGGCAAACGUCUUUGAAGUCGCAUGGCACCCGAACCUGCAACGCUUCAUCAUCGCCACCACGCCCACGGGCCUGAAUGUGGUAGGCCACAAGAUCCGGACGCAGGUGCAUGUCUUCCAGCGUGAUAGGGAGCGCGCGGAUGGAGGGUAUGGCCAGUUCCAGGCACUAGACUGCUAUGCCUCAGAUAUUAAUGAGCUUACCAUCAUGCCAAAUUCGGUCGCACACGCCUACGUCACCGCUGCGUGCACCGACGGCAAGGUAUAUGUAUGGGACACGGCACAAGGCGACAAGCCGAUUCAUACCCUCCGGCAUGGGAAGCCGAUAGAAGAAUACUACGGCGACCGAGAAAAGGAGGACACCGGCGUCAAGUUCACAGCAUGGGGUUCCUCGCCGGAUCGGUUCUACACUGGAUCCAGCGACGGCGUCAUCAAGGUCUGGAACGUGCGCAAGGGGAAAAAGCCCUUUGUGCGAGACAUCCUCACGGCUCCCGGACCGAUCGCCUAUGGCGGAUUCUCCCCGGAUAACUCCAAGCUCGCCAUCGGAGACGCGACGGGCCGCGUCUUUGUCCUCUCGGUGGACGAGCGCGACACGCCAGAGUCGCACUUCAUGACCCUCCCCGGGACCGAUCGGCGAAUCCGCCGACCGAAACCCCUCAUCCCGCACCCCGAGCCGGACCCACCCGGCGCCGACUCGGACGACGACGCCGUGUCUGACUCCGACCUCUCCGACUGCGACAUCGGCACCUACACCCGCCGCACAUACCUCGACACCAAACAGCUUUCUCUCACAAAUAACCCUGUCAUCGGCGCCGUCCAGGGACCUGAUUAUGCCUCGACGGGCUUCUUUCGCCGCGAUGCGCACCUUGACGGCGACCCGUCACUACCUCUCCUCGCCGACUUUGAGCGCCAGCAGCAAGACAGCGAAGCCGCUAGCCUCGGCGGUCGGCGCCGCUCCGUGCGCCGGGUCAAACAGCCGGGGCCUCCGGACGAGCGAAUUGAAACCGCCCACACCAAGAACCAAAGCCGAGAUUUGGAUAUAGGCCAGCUGCCCAACGAGGAGAUGGAUGAGCUUAUCAAGGCUGGUGCAUUGCUUACCGUCGAGGAGGAUUGGGGGUUUAGAUAUGAGGAGAUGCCUGAUGGGCCACUUGGUGUUUAG